UCGCGCUCACUGCCUUCUCCUUGCAGGACAGCCAUGCUGCGUAGGCUGGGCUGGCUGCUCCUCUACAGCCUGGCGGUGCUGCUGCUCAGCUGCCUGCUCUUCCUCAAGAAGGAGGCCAAGCUGGCCGGGGGCCCUGUGGCCCGCCAGCCCUUCUGGGCCCCCUCGGGGCACCGCCGCAGCCACUGUCUGCCCAACCACACAGUGGCUAACGCCUCCCUAUCCCUGCCCAGUCGCCACCGCCUCUUCUUGACCUAUCGCCACUGCCGCAACUUCUCCAUCCUGCUGGAGCCUUCGGGCUGUGCCGAGGACACCUUCCUGCUCCUGGCCAUCAAGUCACAGCCCAGCCACGUGGAGCGGCGGGCGGCCAUCCGCAGCACGUGGGGCCGGGCAGGGGGCCAGCGGCUGAAGCUGGUGUUCCUCCUAGGAGUGGCAGGACCUGCACCCCCAGCCCAGCUGCUGGCCUAUGAGAGCCAGGAGUUUGACGACAUCCUGCAGUGGGACUUUGUGGAGGACUUCUUCAACCUGACGCUGAAGGAGCUGCAUCUGCAGCGCUGGGUGGCAGCAGCCUGCCCGCAGGCCCGCUUCGUGCUCAAGGGAGAUGACGGUGUCUUUGUCCAUGUCCCUAAUGUCCUGGAGUUCCCGGAGGGCUGGGACCCAGCCCAGGACCUCCUGGUGGGAGAUGUUAUCUGCCAGGCCCUCCCCAACAGGAACACCAAGGUCAAAUACUUCAUCCCACCCUCCAUGUACAGGGCCCGCCACUACCCGCCCUAUGCUGGCGGUGGAGGCUAUGUCAUGUCCAGAGCCACCGUGCAGCACCUGCGAGCAGCCGUGGAAGAGGCUGAACUCUUCCCCAUCGAUGACGUCUUUGUGGGUAUGUGCCUGAGGAAGCUGGGUGUGAGCCCCACGCACCAUGCUGGCUUCAAGACAUUUGGGAUACAGCGGCCCCUGGACCCCCUGGACCCCUGCCUGUACAGAGGGCUCCUGCUGGUGCACCGCCUCAGCCCCCUGGAGAUGUGGACCAUGUGGGCACUGGUGACAGAUGAGGGGCUCAGAUGUGCCGCGCCCCAGCCCCAAGAGGCAGGUUGAACAGUGGACUGUGUUCAUUUUCUAUCAUGAUGGGAAACAGCACCUUGAAAACUGACCCUUGCUGGUCUACAGGAAAUGACUGUUUCUGUAACCCCUCCUCCCAACCUUGCUAAGUUGGAUUAAAAUCACUGAAACUUGGCUGACCUGAAUGGUGU
This is a messenger RNA of Trichechus manatus latirostris (Florida manatee), 1241 nucleotides long. It is a transcript of the gene B3GNT4, whose product is annotated as UDP-GlcNAc:betaGal beta-1,3-N-acetylglucosaminyltransferase 4. The record is from RefSeq and is a predicted model, not a curated record. Gene Ontology annotation, cellular component: Golgi membrane. Bases 34 to 1086 code for a protein of 350 amino acids. The transcript has a single exon. NCBI's taxonomy places the organism in Eukaryota, Metazoa, Chordata, Mammalia, Sirenia, Trichechidae. Gene Ontology annotation, molecular function: N-acetyllactosaminide beta-1,3-N-acetylglucosaminyltransferase activity.